Homarus americanus (American lobster) is the source of this 1610-nucleotide messenger RNA. RefSeq lists its product as uncharacterized. NCBI's taxonomy places the organism in Eukaryota, Metazoa, Arthropoda, Malacostraca, Decapoda, Nephropidae. The record is from RefSeq and is a predicted model, not a curated record. Bases 76 to 1509 code for a protein of 477 amino acids. Gene Ontology annotation, molecular function: oxidoreductase activity, acting on paired donors, with incorporation or reduction of molecular oxygen; iron ion binding. The transcript has 5 exons.
GGGGUGUCUUGAGCGAGAGGUAUAAAAGGACCGACAACCUCCUUCACGGCACAGUUCUUGCUGAAACACCCCAGCAUGAAGGUCUUGGUAGCAGCACUCGCCCUCGUGGCCACACUUGCAGUGACUGGGAACGCUGAGCCCCUCCCGGAAGCUGACCCGGGUUUCCAUAGAGGAUUUGGGAGCUUCGGCGGCAGAUCCCAUGGUGGAUUUGGUGGCUAUGGAGGCUAUGGUCCCUACCGGGGCAAGAGAAGCGCCGAUGCCGAAGCUCUGGCUGACCCCGAGGCUGAUCCCAGUGCUGGUCAUCUAAGCUAUGGAGGUUACGGUGGUUAUGGUGGCUUCCAAGGAAUUAGCCGCCAGCACCACUAUGGCAAAAGGAGCGCUGACGCAGACCCCGAACCUGACUUUAGUCGCUAUGGCGGCUUUCGAGGGCACAGUGGUGGCUUUGGUGGCUUCAGUGGGUAUGGGAGAUAUGGACGUUCCGAUAUACAGUUGAUGGAAUUUCUAAAAAUUGCGUUAUCGUCCGUAUCCUCCAUAUCUUCUGAAGCCACCAAAGCCACCACGUUGCCCUCCAAAGCCGCCAUAACGACUAAAGUCAGGUUCGGGGUCUGCGUCAGCGCUUCUUUUGCCAUGGUGGUGGUGGUGCUGGCCAAUUCCUUGGAAGCCACCAUAAACACCGUAGCCACCAUACCUUUCAUGACCAGCACUGGGAUCAGCCUCAGGGUCAGCCAAAGCUUCGGCUUCGGGUUGAGGAUUUGCCUCGGCGUUUCUCUUGCCACGGUAGGCACCAUGACCACCAUAACCACCAUAUCCUCCAUGGGAUCUGCCGCUGAAGCCUCCAAAUCCUCCAUGGGAUCUGCCACCGAAGCCUCUAAAUCCACUAUGGUAACCCGGGUCAGCUUCUGGGAGGGGCUCAGCGCUCCCGGUCACUGCAAGUGUGGCCACGAGGCGAGAGGUAUAAAAGGACCGACAACCUCCUUCACGGCCUUCAUGCUGGGGUGUUUCAGCAAGAACUGUGCCGUGAAGUUCAAAUUGGAGCUUCUAAACUUGAACUUCACGGCACAGUUCUUGCUGAAAUACCCCAGCAUGAAGGUCUUGGUAGCAGCACUCGCCCUCGUGGCCACACUUGCAGUGACUGGGAACGCUGAGCCCCUCCCGGAAGCUGACCCGGGUUUCCAUAGAGGAUUUGGGAGCUUCGGGGGCAGAUCCCAUGGUGGAUUUGGUGGCUAUGGAGGCUAUGGUGGCUACCGCGGCAAAAGAAGCGCUGAAGCCGAAGCUCUGGCUGACCCCGAGGCUGAUCCCAGUGCUGGUCAUCUAAGCUGUGGAGGCUACGGUGGUUAUGGUGGCUUCCAAGGAAUUAGCCGCCUGCACCACUAUGGCAAAAGGAGCGAUGAUGCAGACCCUGAACCUGGCUUUUGUCGCUAUGGCGGCUUUGGAGGGCACAGUGGUGGGUUUGAAGGGCACACUGAUGGCUUUCGUGGCUUCAGUGGGUAUGGGAGAUAUGGACGAUAAUGUGGCUUUUUUUUUAAGAUUUCCACUUUCUGUUUUCAAGUCCUGUAAAUUCUGAUUCUUCUGCAACUAAUAAUCUUGAAUAAAAUUUGAAAUUCUCCGAA